CUCUCGAGCGACCACACAUACAGCGCCAGGCUUGCUCUCGGCUCAGCAUUCCGAACGGCCAUACUACGCACUCGUUCGGACACUUUUCUUUGAUUCUCUUUCCUCUGUUCGCCUUGGCCACGGCCUCCACUUACAUCUCACACGAGUCGUUCCCUUCCCUUUUCGUUCAGUUCUCUCGAUCCAUCGACACCGCGGCGCAAUGUUGAAGUCGACGCUGUCGGCUUUGUGGCUGGCCACGCUUUCUUGGGGGCGGAUUCAGGCGGAGGAUUCGGGAGAUAAUGUCAAGAGCAUAGGGCUGCGAACACACACUCUCGUCCAGCCAUACCUGGACUCUGACAUGCAAAGUCGGUGGUACGACUUUGGGGGCGACACAAUCAUCCGCACCGAUCAGUACAUCCGCCUGACCUCGGACCACCCUUCACAAAACGGAUGGCUCUUUUCCAGGGUGCCAUUGACGGCGACGAACUGGGAGAUUGAGGUUGAAUUCAGGAUUCACGGCAAGAACCAGCUGUAUGGCGACGGCUUCGCCAUGUGGCUCACGAAGGAGCGCGGGAAAGUCGGCCCCGUAUUUGGCAGCGCCGACAAGUUCGAGGGUCUGGGCAUCUUCUUUGACACGUACAAGAACAACCGUCCCGGCGUCGUCUUCCCCUACGUCAUGGCCAUGGUCGGCGACGGCAAGACCUCGUACGACAAGGACACGGACGGCAAGGACACCGAGUUUGCCGGUUGCUCGGCCAGGGGCAUCCGGCACGCCAGCGUCCCGACCAAGUUCCGCUUGACCUACUUCCAGGACAAGUUUCUCAAGCUGGAGUUGCAGUACAAGUCCGAGGGCGAGUGGACGCUGUGCUUCGAGACAAACCAGCCGCCCGCGAUUCCCCAGGUGGCCUACCUUGGCUUCAGCGCCGAGACGGGGGAGCUGAGCGAUAACCACGACAUCAUCUCGAUCAAUGCCAAAAACCUGUACACGGCACAGCCGACCGGGCGGCCGACUCCCGGCAGUGGCAGAGGCAAGAAGUCUGGGUCCAAAGAAGGCGGCAGCUGGACCUGGUUCUUCAUGAAGAUUAUCUUCUUCUUCCUCGUCGUCGGCGGCGGCUAUGUUGGAUUCACUGCCUGGAGAGCGAACAACAAGCGAAGCCACCGAUUCUGAGGUGGGGACCGGACGGGCUUGAAGAAAGGAUAUUUGAUGACGAUCAACGGCCAGAAAAACUCAAAAGAUACCUUGAUUUCCGCUGUUCUGCAUGGGGAUAGGGAAUCCGGGUUUACGUUACCAUCCGCUCGCAUAAAGUCACUUGUUCUGUAUCAACGUUAUUCCAGGCUCUCGGAUGAAGGUGCAUCACACAGCGGUUUCUUUUCUGAUCGCAAUCGACCGCGAUGGCAACCCCUUGUGCGAAACGUGUGCGCAAGGCAAGGGACUGAAGGUCAGCUUGCUGCACAGUCAUCACGCCUUCAGCCAAACUUUGGCGCUGACUUGAGACAUUCAACUCGAUCUAGAACACCGCCUGGUCUGGUGCCAUGUUAUUAGUAUCAUGUUUCUUUUGAUCGACCAUUAUCGUACUCUUGCUCUGCGUCAUGGACGGGAGGCGCUCCCGACUACCCCCAGCUGCCUCGU
Parathielavia appendiculata is the source of this 1609-nucleotide messenger RNA. RefSeq lists its product as uncharacterized. The record is from RefSeq and is a predicted model, not a curated record. The transcript is spliced from 4 exons. Bases 200 to 1147 code for a protein of 315 amino acids. Lineage: Eukaryota; Fungi; Ascomycota; Sordariomycetes; Sordariales; Chaetomiaceae. Gene Ontology annotation, cellular component: endoplasmic reticulum-Golgi intermediate compartment; endoplasmic reticulum membrane; COPII-coated ER to Golgi transport vesicle. Gene Ontology annotation, molecular function: D-mannose binding. Gene Ontology annotation, biological process: endoplasmic reticulum to Golgi vesicle-mediated transport.